Molecule: messenger RNA, 1584 nt
Organism: Ectocarpus siliculosus
Lineage: Eukaryota; Phaeophyceae; Ectocarpales; Ectocarpaceae
Source: the annotation of a GenBank genome assembly
CUGUCCCACACACCCACGAUGCCACCCAAGCGAUCAAUUGGCGCUGCCGGAAGCAGAGGCAUGUCAUCUCGCACAGGGUCUUCUCGGGGAAGAAGCUCACGACAAGAGCCAAGGACCGCGAAACGUCCUAGACAACAGGCACAAUCCGCGCUCGCCUGGGGUGACGAUGAUCCAGACGCCGGAGAUUCAGACUCCGAGGACGGGGAUGGGGGCGGCGGUGCUGGAGCGGCGUUGAGCAAGGAGCGUAAAGAGGUUGAGGAGGCCAAGGAACAAGCGGAGGCGGAGGCUAGAGAGACGGCGGAGGAGAAACGGCUGCGUUUGGCCAGGGAUGUACUCAUGAAGCUGGACGCAGAGCAGCGAGAGAACCGAGAAGAGGGGACUGACGAGGAGGACGACGAUGCCCCUGGGGACUACAUUGGGGAUAGACUGGCACACGCUCGUCUCGAAGCAACCGGGCAGCUCUACAGAGAGGUGGCGAAAGGUCUGCAAGGUCAGCAGAUAUCACCAACGGCUGUACGGCAUAUGCGCGGGCACAAGCUGAGCCCGACAUGCGUGGUGCUGUCACCGGACGACACCACGGCUUUCUCGGGCAGCAAGGACAACUCGAUAAUACGGUGGGACGUUGAAACCGGCAAACGUGUCACCAUGCUACCCCACUGGCGUAAGCUUCCGGGGGGCAAGGUGCCUUCAGUCAAGGCGCACAGCAAAGAGGUUCUUACCCUUGCGGUCAGCGGGGAUGGUCGGUACUUGGCUUCCGGAGGCCGAGAUCGCCUCAUCAACGUGUGGGAUUGUCGUACCGACACCGUGGUGGAGACGUUCCGUGGCCACCAGGACACGGUAUCCUCUCUCGCGUUCCGGGCCAACAGCCUGGCGCUCUUUUCGGGGUCUCACGAUCGAUGCGUCAAGCAUUGGGAUCUCAACGAGAUGGGGUACGUGGAGACUAUGUUUGGUCAUCAGUCAGAGAUCAAUGCCAUUGAUUCGUGGCGUAAAGAGCGGCUUGUCACUGGAGGGCGCGAUCGCACGGUCCGACUAUGGAAAGUGCUGGAGGACAGCCACCUCGUGUUUCGCCCUGUUGGGGGAGGUAGCAUAGACUGCGUCAGGAUGCUCAACGAGGACUGGUUCACGACGGGGGGUGAAGAUGGGAGUCUCGCGCUUUGGUUCGCCAUGAAGAAGAAACCCGCGAUGCUGGUGCCGGCGGCGCACGGGUACAGCGCGGUGGGCAUCCCGCGGUGGAUUAGUGCAAUCGGCUGCCUCAAGCAGUCGGACCUCGUGGUCAGUGGCUCCAAUGACGGGUCGGUCCGACUGUGGCGUGCGGACGUUGAGGCGAGAUCUCUGGAGCAAGUGGCAUCUGUGCCGCUGGAAGGGUUUGUCAACGGGCUUGCUGUGUCUUCCACUGGCAAGUUCUUGGUAGCAGCGGUAGGGCAAGAGCAUCGACUCGGGCGGUGGGAGCACCAAAAGAAGGCUCGGAACGAAAUAUGUGUGGUGCCGCUCCCUUCCGGGGCGGAAGACGAGGUUGCCGUCGCGAUGGACACCGAGAGCGCGGAGGAAGACCAGGGUGAUAUUGACGGGGAGGAAGCCGGAUAG